AUGGAUGCAAUAUAUUUAGGGUUGUUUGGUGUAGUUAUUGGGUUUGUGUUAUGGUGGUGGAAUGAAUAUUGGUAUGUUAUUUCUCUCAAAUUCAAGUGCUUCAAAUCUUCAACAAAAUUGCCUCCAGGUCAUAUGGGUUUGCCUUUCAUUGGAGAAAUGAUUAGUUUUCUUUGGUACUUCAAAAUUGUUCGACGUCCAGAUGAUUUUAUUAAUGCUAAGAGACGCAAAUAUGGGGAUGGAGCAGGCAUGUUUAAAACACACUUAUUUGGCGCACCAUCCAUCAUAGUAUAUACUCCACCUAUAAAUAAGUUUGUGUUAUUCUCAGAAGACAAGUUCAAACCAGAAUGGCCAACUUUUGAACUUACGGGCCGAACUUCAUUGUCGUCUGUCCAAGGAAAAGCUCAUACACGCCUCCGCAAUGUUGUUACCAAUACCAUUAAUCGGCCUGAGGCCCUAAACCGUAUCGCUGCUCUUGUUCAGCCUCACAUACUCGCUGCUUUACGAUCUUGGGCAAGAAUGGGUAAAAUCAAAGCAAAAUUUGAAACCCAAAAGAUGACAUUUGAUAUCAUUGGAAAAUUAUUCAUGAGCAAGGAGCCAGGCCUUUUACCAUAUUCCUUGGAUAAACUCUGUGAAGGCUUGCUUCAAGGAGUGAGAGCCUUUCCGAUUAAUAUUCGGGGUUUUGCAUAUCAUCAUGCUCUUCAUUGUAGACGAAAGCUUGAGGACAUUUUUUACAUGGAAUUAGAUAAGAGAAAAUUAAAGAAUGAAAAUAAGGUGGAAACAAUUGAUCUAAUGGAUGGGUUGAUGCAAAUUGAAGACGAUAAUGGAAAAUUGAGUGACAACGAAAUUGUAGAUAACAUUAUCUCUUUGGUGAUUGGUGGAUAUGCCACUACUUCUCUUGUAUCUAUGUGGGCUAUUUACCUUCUUGCGAAGUAUCCAAUUGUGCUAAAAAAACUAAGGGAAGAGAAUACGACUUUUACAAAGGAGAGUCCUGGGGAUUAUAUUACAGCCAAAGAUGUUUCGAAUUUAAAAUAUACAAAUAAGGUCGUUGAAGAAGUUAUAAGAAUGGCUAAUGUUGCGAGUUUUGUUUUCAGAAAAGUUGUAAAUGAAGUUGAUUAUAAAGGUUAUAAAAUACCAAAAGGUUGGAAAGUAAUUCUCUUCCUUCGCUAUUUCCAUACAAACCCAAAGAACUUCAAAGAUCCCAUGCAUUUUGAUCCUGAUAGAUGGAAUGAGCCAGCAAAGCCUGGAACAUACCAAGUUUUUGGUGCUGGACAAAGACUAUGCCCUGGAAACAUGCUUGCAAGACUUCAAUUAGCACUUUUUCUUCAUCAUUUGUCCAUAGGAUACAAGUGGGAGCUCACUAAUCCAAACGCAGAUAUCAUUUAUCUUUCACAUCCUGCUCCUAUCGACGGCGUCGAGGUCAAGUUCGGCAAAUUGUGA
Messenger RNA from Vicia villosa (hairy vetch), 1437 nucleotides. RefSeq names its product ent-kaurenoic acid oxidase 2-like. The coding region runs from base 1 to 1437 and encodes 478 amino acids. The transcript is spliced from 8 exons. The record is from RefSeq and is a predicted model, not a curated record. NCBI's taxonomy places the organism in Eukaryota, Viridiplantae, Streptophyta, Magnoliopsida, Fabales, Fabaceae. Gene Ontology annotation, biological process: multicellular organism development; sterol metabolic process; brassinosteroid biosynthetic process. Gene Ontology annotation, molecular function: iron ion binding; oxidoreductase activity, acting on paired donors, with incorporation or reduction of molecular oxygen; heme binding.